AUGGCGGGUCCGAACGUGAUUCAGUCUGAGGAGCAUAUUUUUAAGAUGUGUCGUCAAAUUAAGCAAGUUACUGACAGCGUUGGAAUCAAGCUAGUUUUUAAGUCAAGUUUCGAUAAAGCAAAUCGAACGAGCGCGAAAUCCUUUCGUGGACCGGGAAUCGAUGAGGGUUUAAAGGUACUUCAUUCUGGAUUUAAAGAGUUCAUUAUUGGAGAGUUCCCCAAAAUUUAG
Molecule: messenger RNA, 228 nt
Organism: Bathycoccus prasinos
Lineage: Eukaryota; Viridiplantae; Chlorophyta; Mamiellophyceae; Mamiellales; Bathycoccaceae
Product: 2-dehydro-3-deoxyphosphooctonate aldolase
Exons: 2
Coding region: 1-228 (75 amino acids)
Biological process (GO): monosaccharide biosynthetic process
Cellular component (GO): cytosol; cytoplasm
Molecular function (GO): 3-deoxy-8-phosphooctulonate synthase activity
Source: RefSeq, a predicted model, not a curated record